GAUGUUGUUCCCGCGUUAUAACCGGGUAGGAGGGGCAAGGAGUGCCAGAAGGUGAAUGAUGGUUCGUCUCCACAAGGAAGAACGUCCACAUUCAUUAAAUACAAUAACAGUUUACUCCGACCAUACAGGCCCCGAGUAGUCGGUCGGGUGGAUAUUUGAACGCCCGCCCCAAGCUGUUACAGAAACUCGAUAACAACGUGUCAUUCAUAACAGUAGCUGCUUCCAUGGAAGUAUUCAUACCCGGAUUACACCUGGCGUAGUGGAGUAGCGGUUUUUCUACAGCGGGAAGCUGACAAUACUGAGCGAUACGGGAGCAUACGACACUACUUCCCUCAAGACUGAUUACAGGUGUGUGAGUGACAAGCACCCUGUCAUGGAUUAAAUACCCGGGAAAAGACAGGUGGACACUGUGAUUGUGGACAGUUUAAAGAGAGAUGUUCAGAUAGCGGAGGGAGAACAGAGAGAGUCGUCAUCAUGAGAAUGAUAAGGUCAAUGGUGACAUUUGCCAAGGUGUCACUCUUCUUCCUUAACCUGUACGUGGCUGCUGUUGUCCUGGUGGUUGUUAUGGGCCACUGGCGUAUAUUCGAGUCCCAGGACCCCAACAGACGCUAUGACGAUUCUCACCUGAUCGUCAUGAGGGAACUGAAGGAAGAAGACAUGAGGAAGCCAUCGUUUAUCAACAACUCUAGCCACCAGGCAGUAACUCGGGGGAAUAUUCGAAAGGGGGAGACAACUCUGACCCCUUUUCUCAUAGAGCGAGCGGAGAGAGUACAUACUAUGGCGCACUGGUGCAGCAAGCUUAAACCCCGAGCUCCUGACCCGUCCACCAUCACAGAGGACAAGCUAGGCCAGAUACUCGUGGACGACAAACACAAGUUUCUCUACUGUCAGAUUCCGGGCGUUGCUCAGACCGACUGGAGGCGAAUUUUGGUGUUUCUUUCCGGACAGGUGAAGGUCCCGUCUCACCUGAAAAUAUCAGGGUCGGACGUACAUUCAAAAUACGGAAAGUAUUUGAAAAAAUUAAGUGACUUUCCACCAGCGGAGCGAAAAAAAAAGAUUCAGAAUUAUCUCAAGGUUAUGUUUGUAAGAGAACCGAUGGAACGGUUAGUUUCGUCCUACAAGACUAAGUUCGAGGCGAAAUACAGCAAAUAUUUUCACCAAUCAUUCGGGCGGAAAAUUGUGAAGAAGUACCGGAAGAAACCGACCAAGGAGUCUCUGCAGAAGGGAAGUGACGUCACGUUUAAUGAGUUCAUUCAGUUCGUGAUAGACUCAGAACAUUCGGAGGAGAAUCUCAACGAGCAUUGGCAGCAGUACUACAAGCAGUGCCACCCCUGUCUCGUUUCCUACGACUACAUCGGCAAAUACGAGACCCUCUACGACGACGUGAACCACGUCCUCAGGAAAACAAACGCUGCACCCAAAAUAAAAGGUCCUCUUGGAAUGUCCAAUUACACAUAUCAGGAUAAACUUCUGAAGACCAUGUACAAGACGGUGUCUCCCAAAAAUCUACAAAGACUGUGGAAGAUAUAUUACCCCGAUUACAACUUAUUUAGUUAUCAGUACCCGGCUGUGUUGGACAACCUUCUAGACUUCCAGGGAAUACCUUGAGACCAACAUGUGUUGUAAUUGGGCAACGAAUGCAAGCUGUUGACAAUAUGUGACGAUGCACUCAAUUUUAUGAUUGAUACAAUGCAAUUGCUUCAAAACGUGUCAAGCUUGAGGUUGUGUAUGCAAGACAAAACACGAUGUUACUAGUUUAAUGGAUGUUGAGUUGCGCAUGCCCAGUAAUGUCACGAAUGAGGAUCUGUAUGUAAGAUAUAGAACAGCAGCGAGGUACUGGUUAACUGACAAAUGCCUCCACCCGCCCAGAAACGUCAUGGAUGACGCUUUGCAUGCAGGACAAAUUACGGGGUUAACUUUAACCCCCUGAAUAUUAUGGAUGCGGUACAAGUUUUGACCGUUACGACAUUUUGCAGCAACUAUCCAAUGUACAAUGCUUAUGCUCAAGUUUUUCUCCCGGUACUGUUGUCUCGAAGAUCGGUUAUGUUCGUGAAUGGAACUUGUGUUGUGGCAUCCGUGAUAUUCUUCCUCCAGAUCUCAGACGGAUGCCAGUGUACGUGUGACUCAGCGUUUUAGAUGGCUAUACUCUGCAUGCGUAUCAACCUAAGAAUGUGUCAGUAUGUGUGUCGAGGGGGUCUGUCAAUGUACUACUCGCUACUCGCUGACAUGGUAUGCCCCAGUACCGAGGAAUAUCUGCAAGUAAAUACUCUUCAGUUACACUGCUGUCUCUUUUAGAGUUAAUGUUUCCAAAAUCAAAAUAAUGACGUUUUACAGUUUGUAUUUACUGACCUUAAUGUGACAACCAUAAAAUUUAUUUUGUUAUCAUACUACUUCGAAGCUACUGGUGAAUGUUUCGGACAUUGCAUUGUUUACUGUGGGGUGUGAUAAACCUAACCAGGACUGUGUGAUGUACAUGCGGUGUUGGCGCCGUCUGUAUUCCCCGACAUGGUAUGAAAUAACUGCAUUCACACUGAUUGGUCUCAUUUGUACAGCUUAUUUAUAGAUAUUCACGCAAUUGGUGCAUUUGUACAUAGUGUAUAUAAUACGGGAGCUUCUAUUUACCGCCAACAUUGGAUAUAACGAUACCAAUGACCCUCUGCAAUCAAUCUAAAGAAUAGGUUAUUGCAACUAAAAAUAUUCAACACUUCUAACAUACUGAGGUGGGGCUGCUUGUAGCUGCUAUUACUCAAGCAAUAUAAAAGCUGCAGACACUGCAAUACGGUUCACACACUGCACCCGUAAUCAAACUCGAACAUGUAGGCUCAUGGAGAAGGGUUAAUAAUCCUGAUUUGUUUCACAGUUUCAGUUCACGCCUGCUCGAAGUCCAUGACAUGCUAUGUCUCGGUACACUGACCAAUAUGUGUUAAGCUGGCCCUCGAUUGGCCCAGUGUUUCGCCAAGGGAAUUAACGUUGAAGUCGUGACCAUGUAGCCGACACGCGACGUAACCACAAUGUUGUUCUAAGCGGCGUAAACACAAAACUCACUCACUCAUCCGUUUUCGCAUACUACCCCCUUCGUGAUUGCCAAAGGUUCGUUAUAUCCAGUACAACGCGGGUCAUUAGCUGUGAUGUGCAGAUACUGCACUGGGUCCCGUUUCACAAAGUUACGAGAUCUCGUAACUUUUCUCGUAGCAUUCGUACCUCCUGUGGGCGGUGGGGUAGCCUAGUGGUUAAGGCGUUCGCUC
Haliotis rubra (blacklip abalone) is the source of this 3245-nucleotide messenger RNA. Its product is annotated as carbohydrate sulfotransferase 11-like. Gene Ontology annotation, molecular function: sulfotransferase activity. The transcript is spliced from 6 exons. Gene Ontology annotation, biological process: carbohydrate biosynthetic process. Lineage: Eukaryota; Metazoa; Mollusca; Gastropoda; Lepetellida; Haliotidae. The record is from RefSeq and is a predicted model, not a curated record. Gene Ontology annotation, cellular component: membrane. Bases 475 to 1608 code for a protein of 377 amino acids.